AUGGAUCUUGCAUUGGCGAGCUUCUCUUUCUCCAUACCAUCUAUUUACGAUGGCGGCAAGCUUGAGUGUCGCAUAUAUCUCCCGCCCGCUUUCAAAAAUAUAGAAUCAGCGACUAGCUGGCCUGUCCGCGGUGCGAUAGUCGCACAUCCUUAUGCGACCUUAGGAGGAUGCUACGAUGAUCCAGUCGUCAGUUUCAUCGGCGAUGAGUUAUUACACGCCGACUACAUUGUGGGAACAUUCAAUUUUCGUGGAGCUGGGAGUUCCCAAGGACGCACAAGCUGGACUGCAAAGCCCGAGCUUGGAGAUUAUGUGUCGUUCUACGGGUUCAUGUUGCAAUACCUGCACUUAUUGAAGCUUGCAUUGGCCCGGAGAGAUCAAACAGACUCUUCCAACCCUUGUAUAGCCACCGACGGAGCAAAAACUCGCUCGGAUGUGCACCUCAUUCUUGGUGGCUAUUCAUAUGGGUCUAUGAUCGCGUCGCAUGUACCGGCCCUUGAUACCAUGCUUCACCUCUUCCAAACUGUGCCAACGGCAACUACAACCAAUCAAACACCCAUGACCAAGAUCAAGGAGGCGGCAGAGCGGAUAGCCGCAUCUACCCUGGACAGACUCGAAAUCCAUUACACUUUGGCUCACACCUCAGACCUCACUGCAUUGAAUACAUCCAUUUCCUAUCUCCUCGUGUCCCCCUUAUUACCCCCGGUUAGCCAGCUGCUGACUAUAUUCUCGACCUUGUCGCUGAAUGUGAAAACGGAGACCCCGCAAGGUCCCCUCAUUCCCUGUCCGCGUCUGGCAGACCAGCAGAGCACACACCCCGUUUUAGCGCUCUUCGGGGACCAGGACACCUUUACCUCUGCUGGAAAGCUGCAGAGGUGGUCAGACGAGAUGGCGCACAUGCCGCGCAGUCAGUUCCGAUUUCGGAUGAUUGAUGGCGCGGGCCACUUCUGGCGUGAGCCUGGGGUUGAGAUGCGAGCCAGACACGCUCUGAAGGAAUGGCUCGGUCAGAUCUGA
This is a messenger RNA of Penicillium paradoxum, 1011 nucleotides long. RefSeq lists its product as uncharacterized. The record is from RefSeq and is a predicted model, not a curated record. NCBI's taxonomy places the organism in Eukaryota, Fungi, Ascomycota, Eurotiomycetes, Eurotiales, Aspergillaceae. The coding region runs from base 1 to 1011 and encodes 336 amino acids. The transcript has 2 exons.